UACCAUGUGAAGACCAUGUGGUACCCCGAGAUCAAACACUUCUGCCCCCGUGCUCCUGUCAUCUUGGUGGGCUGUCAGCUGGACCUGCGCUACGCUGACCUGGAGGCAGUCAACAGGGCGCGGAGGCCUUUAGCUCGACCCAUUAAAUCGAAUGAGAUUCUUCCUCCAGAGAGAGGUCGGGAGGUCGCCAAAGAGUUGGGAGUGCCCUAUUACGAAACCAGUGUCGUUGCUCAGUUCGGAGUCAAGGACGUCUUUGACAACGCUAUCCGAGCUGCGCUCAUAUCACGCCGACACCUGCAGUUUUGGAAAUCUCACCUCAGAAACGUGCAGCGGCCUCUCCUUCAGGCACCCUUCCUGCCGCCGAAACCUCCCCCACCUAUAAUAACUGUGCCUCCUCCCCCAACCACCACAGAGGAGCAUCCGGUCGGCCUGCUGGAGGACCCACACUGUGCUGAUGUCAUUCUGGUUUUGCAGGAGCGACAAAAAAUCUUUGCACACAAGAUAUACCUGGCGACUUCCUCUUCAAAGUUCUACGACCUCUUCAUUAUGAAUACGCAAAAUGAAGAGAACGAAAGGCCCACUCGCGGUCCUCUCUCUGGCAGAGAGCUGCUGAUGCGCGCUGCUAGCUUCGAUGUUUGCGAGAGCUUUGAUGAGGGAGACAGGGCCAACCUGAGGAACUGCACUAGCGACGGGACCUUGAAGGACUCACAGGGGGGCCGGAGGGGCAAGCUGCUCUCCUCCUGGAGCCGAGCCUUCGUCAGCAUCCAGGAGGAGGUGGUCGACGACCCUCUAACAUACUGCCCAAGGCCCAUGACUGUUGUGCACAUGGACCCGUCCAUGCAGCUGGGUCCUUUCCGAGCAGUGCUGCGCUACCUGUACACAGGUCAGCUGGACGAGAAUGAGAAAGAGUUAAUGCACAUUGCACACAUUGCUGAGCUGCUGGAGGUCUUUGACCUGCGGAUGAUGGUGGCAAACAUACUUAACAAUGAAGCCUUCAUGAACCAAGAAAUCACCAAAGCCUUCCAUGUACGGCGCACAAACAGAGUCAAAGAGUGCUUGGCUAAAGGCACCUUCUCUGACGUAGUAUUCAAGCUAGACGAUGGGACGAUCAUGGCUCACAAACCGCUGCUCAUCUCUAGUUGUGACUGGAUGGCAGCUAUGUUCGGCGGGCCUUUUGUGGAGAGCUGCACAAAAGAGGUGCUGUUUCCCAACACUACUCGCAGCUGUAUGAGGGCUGUGUUGGAAUAUCUCUACACAGGGCGGUUUUGCUCUCGGACUGACUUGGAUGCAAUGGAGCUGAUUGUUCUCGCCAAUCGUCUUUGCCUCCCCCACCUGGUUGCACUUACAGAGCUCUACACAGUAACAGUGUUGACGGAGGCAGCAAUGAUGGGAGCUGACAUUGAUGGAGAUGUGCUGGUGUACUUGGAUAUGGCCCAGUUCCAUGGAGCGCAGCAGCUUACAGGCUGGUGUCUUCACCACAUCUGCACCAACUACAACAGCGUCUGCCGCAAGUUUCCCCGAGACAUGAAGUCCAAAUCUACAGAGAACCAAGAAUACUUUGAGAAACAACGCUGGCCCCCCGUGUGGUACCUCAAAGAGGACGACCACUACCAAAGAGCCCGGAAAGAGCGCGACAAGGAGGACUACCUGUAUCAGAGGCGCCAGUGUAAACGCAAGUGGAUUUUCUGGAACCUUCCCUCCUCCCCCAACUCAAACUCUUCCUCCCCUGGCUCGUCCGCCGUCAUCUGA
Messenger RNA from Pleuronectes platessa (European plaice), 1749 nucleotides. Its product is annotated as rho-related BTB domain-containing protein 2. Gene Ontology annotation, cellular component: cytoplasm. Gene Ontology annotation, molecular function: GTP binding; ubiquitin protein ligase binding; GTPase activity. The record is from RefSeq and is a predicted model, not a curated record. The transcript is spliced from 7 exons. The coding region runs from base 16 to 1749 and encodes 577 amino acids. Gene Ontology annotation, biological process: regulation of proteolysis; proteasome-mediated ubiquitin-dependent protein catabolic process. Lineage: Eukaryota; Metazoa; Chordata; Actinopteri; Pleuronectiformes; Pleuronectidae.